Adineta steineri is the source of this 1113-nucleotide messenger RNA. NCBI's taxonomy places the organism in Eukaryota, Metazoa, Rotifera, Eurotatoria, Adinetida, Adinetidae. The record is from the annotation of a GenBank genome assembly.
AUGGCUAGUCAAGCUAAAAAUACAUUUGAAAUACCGAAAUGGGCUGGAAAACCUAUACCUGGUUUACAUUUAGAUGUCGUCAAAGAUGGAAAAUUAGUACAAAAAUUAAUGAUUGAUGAAAAAAAAUGUUACUUUUUUGGACGAAAUAAAGAAUUAUGUGAUUUUACAAUCGAUCAUGCAUCAUGUUCACGUGUUCAUGCUGCACUUCUCUGGCAUAAAGAUCUUAAUCGACCAUUUUUAAUUGAUCUUGGUUCAACUCAUGGAACUUUUAUAGGACAUAUUCAACUUGAAAAUCAUAAAGCACAACAAGUACAUAUUGAUAGUGAAAUACAUUUCGGUGAAUCAAGUCGUAUUUAUAUUAUUCGUGAACGUCCACAAUCACAUGGAAAUAAACUUCAUCAUAUGUUUGGUAAUAAUGCCAAUGCACUAAAUUCAAAUAAUGAUGCUAAUGGAGAUCAUAAUGAUGAAAAUAAAGAUGCAAAUAGUUCAUUUUCAAUGCCAGAAUCAGAAAUCGAACUUGAAAAUUUAACAGAAUUUAAUACAGCCCAUAAUCGACGUAUUGCACAAAUUGUUCAAAUAAGUGAUUUACCUGCUGCACCAACUGUUAAAAGAAAACGAAGAAAUGUUACAUUUAAUGAAGAAGAUGAUGUCAUCAAUCCAGAGGAUAUUGAUCCAAAUGUAGGUCGAUUUCGUAAUCUUGUUCAGACAACAGUUAUUGUACCAAAGAAACGUAAACUUGAACAUCCAGGUGUUAGUCAUCUUGGUCUUGAUACAACUCAAAAACAUGCACAAGCAUUCCAUUAUUCACAACUUUAUGAUGCAAAUCAUCCAAUUCAUUCUGAUACAUCAACUGAAGUACCAAAUUCAUUACAAGCACAACAUUUAAGUGUUGCAGCUAAACUUGGAAUUUCAUUACCAAAUUUAGCACCUGAUUUACAUGAUUAUGAUGUAAUGGAGCCUACAUUUGCAAUGCUUCCUAAGAUAACAUCAAGUUCAUUACAAGCAUCAAUGAACGAAACAAAUAAUGGAAGUUUAGAACCAAAGAAAAAGAAAUAUGCGAAAGAAGCUUGGCCUGGAAAACGACCAUCGGGUUCAAUGUUACUUGUUAAAUAA